Messenger RNA from Condylura cristata (star-nosed mole), 5500 nucleotides. It is a transcript of the gene ATF6, whose product is annotated as activating transcription factor 6. Gene Ontology annotation, cellular component: nucleus. The record is from RefSeq and is a predicted model, not a curated record. Bases 96 to 2075 code for a protein of 659 amino acids. Gene Ontology annotation, biological process: endoplasmic reticulum unfolded protein response; regulation of transcription by RNA polymerase II. Gene Ontology annotation, molecular function: DNA-binding transcription factor activity, RNA polymerase II-specific; RNA polymerase II cis-regulatory region sequence-specific DNA binding. The transcript is spliced from 16 exons. Lineage: Eukaryota; Metazoa; Chordata; Mammalia; Eulipotyphla; Talpidae.
UUUUGUCCACCGGCCGCCGCCGUCCUGGAGAUUAGUCACCGGAGUGCCAGUGUAGGGAACGUGUGUUUUGGGGGCUGGCUGGCGUUGCCGGCACCAUGGAGUCCCCCUUUAGUCCGGGACUCCCCCACCGGCCGGAUGAAGAAUGGGAUUCUACCCUGUUUGCUGAACUUGGCUAUCUCACAGACACUGAUGACCUGCAGUUGGAUGCAACAAAUGAAACUUAUGAAAGCAAUUUUGAUAAUCUUGAUUUUGAUUUGGAUUUGAUGCCUUGGGAGACAGGCAUUUGGGACAUUAACAACCAGUUCUGUACAGUUAAGGAUAUUAAGAUAGAAUCUCAGCCCCUUUCCCCAGCCUGCUCAAGUUGUUCCGUGUCAUCGCCUCAGUCAGUGGACUCCUGUUCUUCAACUCAGCAUGUCCCUGAGGAGUUGGAUUUGUCAUCUCCUUCCCAGCUGUCUCCCUUUUCCUUAUAUGGUGAAAGCGCUACAGGUCCUUCCUCACUAGAGCCCCUGAAGGAAGAUAAGCCCGUCAUUGGUGCCAGGAGCAAAACUGAAAAUGGACUGACUCCAAAGAAAAAAAUCCAGAUUAAUUCAAAACCUUCAAUUCAGCCCAAGCCUUUAUUGCUUCCAGUAGCACCCAAGGCUCAAACAAACACCAGUGUUCCAGCAAAGACCAUCAUUAUUCAGACACUACCAACACUGAUGCCAUUUGCAAAGCAGCAACCAAUUAUCAGUAUACACCCUGCACCCACUAAAGCUCAGACUGUUGUGCUUUCUCAGCCUACCAUGGUACAGCUUCAGGCCCCUGGAGUUCUUCCCUGCCCUCAGCCAGUCCUGGCUGUCUCAGGGGGAACCACACAGCUACCUAAUCACGUGGUAAAUGUGGUACCGACCCCAGUGGCUAACAGCUCAGUGAAUGGAAAGCUUUCUGUGACUAAACCAGUCUUACAAAGCACCAUGAGGAGUGUGGGUUCCGAUAUUGCUGUGCUGAGGAGACAGCAGCGUAUGAUAAAAAAUCGAGAGUCAGCCUGUCAGUCCCGCAAGAAGAAAAAAGAAUACAUGCUUGGAUUAGAGGCAAGGUUAAAGGCUGCCCUGUCAGAGAAUGAGAAGCUGAAGAAAGAGAAUGGAUCCUUGAAGAAGCAGCUCGAUGAAGUUGUGUCAGAGAAUCAAAGGCUUAAAGUUCCCAGUCCAAAGCGAAGAGCUAUCUGUGUGAUGGUAGUCUUAGUAUUUGUAAUACUGAACUUUGGACCUUUGAGCAUAUUGGAACAGGAUUCCAGGAGAAUGAAUCCUAGUAUGAACCCUGCAAGUCAAAGGAGGCAUCUUCUAGGAUUUUCUGCUAAAGAGGAACAAGACACCUCGGAGGGGAUCAUCCAGAAAAACAGCUACAGAUACGAUCAUUCUGUUUCAAAUGACAAAGCCCUGAUGGUGCUAACUGAAGAACCGCUGCUCUAUAUUCCUCCACCUCCUUGUCAGCCCCUCAUCAACACCACAGAAUCUCUCAGGUUGAACCAUGAACUUCGAGGGUGGGUUCAUAGACAUGAAGUGGAAAGGACCAAGUCAAGAAGAAUGACGAAUAAUCAACAGAAAACCCGAAUUCUCCAGGGUGCUCUGGAACAGGGCUCAAAUUCUCAGCUCAUGGCAGUCCAAUACACAGAGACCACUAGUAUCAGCAGAAACUCAGGAAGUGAGCUGCAAGUAUAUUAUGCCUCACCCAGAAGUUAUCAAGACUUCUUUGAAGCCAUCCGCAGAAGGGGAGACACAUUCUAUGUGGUAUCAUUUCGAAGGGAUCACCUGCUGUUACCAGCUACCACUCAUAACAAGACCACAAGACCAAAGAUGUCAAUUGUGUUACCAGCAAUAAACAUAAAUGAGAAUGUCAUCAACGGGCAAGACUAUGAAGUGAUGAUGCAGAUCGACUGUCAGGUGAUGGACACCAGGAUCCUCCAUAUCAAAAGUUCCUCCGUCCCUCCUUACCUCCGAGAUCAGCAGAGGAAUCAAACCAGCACCUUCUUCAGCUCCCCUCCGGCAGCCACAGAGACAACCCAGGUGGUCAGCACCAUACCUGAGUCCUUACAGUGACACCCUAGGUGUGCUGGGAACUCAGGGGCACCCUGUCGCCUGGAGUGUAGGUGACAAAGCGCUUCUGUGCUUACCCGGUGGAGAGCAGGGACCCGCCUCAGAGUCCUGAGAGAAGCAGCUGCUGUUUUGCACCAGAUGCCCGUCUACUUGGAAAGCACCAGACUCUGGAUGCUGGGACAGCAUUGCCCCGGGGCACUGGACCUUGCGUCCUCCUCUUUUGCCUCAUUAGUUUCCUUCUGUACCUUUCUAAAUUGUUUUUUCUUUAUUUGUUUUUGUUUUAGUCAUCUUUCAGAUAAGACCCUCUUCCCUUCUCCGCUCCUUCAUUUAAUGAUCCAGUAAAGUGACUGGCUUACAGCUGUACAGCACAGAUGUUCAGCUAUUUCCAUGGUGGGAGUUUGCAUUAAUUUAAUGUGUACUCAUCCUAGAUUUUGUCUUUGAGAAAAGUAUUUCAAAACCAGGACUGCCAAAAGCAUCCCAAAGAGAGUUAAAACAAUUUGGAGCUUUAGGUAAAAGGAGGACUCCCCGUUGAUGAAUUGUAUCUUUCUUUACUUGGGGUUUGUAGUUCAUUGACUCUGCGUGUGAAUAAUGGGGAAGGGAUAGAGAGGAUGUUGCAGGACUUUGAGAGAAUGAGCUGGAAGAGAAGGUCAACGGUGGACCUUUUAUAGAAGAGCUAGCGCCAUCAGAACAUUUGUGUAAAACACAGAAAGCUUGUUUUGUUCAGGCUGUAAGGCAAAGCUGCAGCCACCAUUAUCUUGAGGAUGAGCCUGAGUGUCAGCACUUGUGUCUCUGCUUUCUAACCUGGUGCAGAUCUUCAAGCACCACAGGACAAAUCCUACAUUUUUAUUGUGAACCCCCCAGCCCCUCUCCCUCACCGUCUGUUACUGUGAUGCUACCGAAUUCAUCUAAGGAACUUACAACUCUAGACUUAAACAAAUGAACUUUUUUUCAUGAAAAUUCAUAACUAUUCCUUAAGACUAUGCAGACAGGCAAGCUUUGAUUCCUGCUAGGGGGAUAUGUCCCAUAACUCGGCAAUAAUAACACUUCCAAUCUCUCCAUUGAAAAGCCAGUGUAGGAAUGAAUUCUUUUGUCCUUCCAGUGUUUAAAAAAAGCUACUGUGUUUAUAUCUUAUGGUACUUUGACUACUCUCUUCUCUCCGGUGUUCUACUUUCAAUUUCUAGAGUCUUCCUUCUUCCCCUCCUGUGAAACCUCUCCAUAGAACUCAGUCUGCACACAGCCCCCCUCUCCUGAUUAGCCUUUGUCAGAGUUCUCCCCUUCCCUGCCCCUUCUAGCCCUGUCUUCCACCUUGCAAGAAAGAGAAAUUGUAUCAGCUCCUCAAGCACUAUUUGUAACUGAGUAGUUUUUUUUCUAGGGAAAUUAAGAUUCUAAUUAAUUUUGGAAACUCACUAGCACAUCUAGGUCUGGAGAGAUACCUCUGUGCCCAAGCUAACUACAUGUAUCUGAGCUUGAUUGAACUUUCAUGGGGAAGUUGGGCUCCCCUGCUCUGUUACCUGGGAAUUUGGAGUUUGAGGUGUUCAUUAGUCUUCCUCUUUGCCACAGUCCAAGCUGUUUCGGGUCAGAGCAGCAUCCCCCUUGGGUUGGAGUCUUCUGGGUGACUUUCAGACAGGAGCUCUUUACCCAGGAGACCACACUUCCUUCUAAUGGGCAUCAAGAAAUGGGCCAGCAGACUGUUGGGUCACAGAGCAGUUUCCCGGCCCCACCCCCUGGCAUGCAUGCUGUCUUGAGGAGAUGCUGUGUCCAGUUUGCAGGGGUCACUGGGUCAACUCCAAACCACUAGUCUUCUGGGACAGUUGCAGUUUCCCAGCAGAGUGAAGCGGCAUGCCUGAGGUGAGGAGGAGGCACUUCCUCCCUCGCUGCACUGAACACGCCAGAAGAGCCCAGCACAGGGGCUUCUUCUCUUUCCCCACGCUUUACGUCCUCUCCCAGCUUUUUCUGUAGUGACUCUUCAGACUGAGGGCUUCAGUCAUGCCCACCACAGUCAUGCCUCUCACGGUGACAGUGCAGUUGUGGUGGAUGAUGGGAAGGAGACAGGCAGAUUGUGCAUUUUGGGGCCAGUCCCGAAAGCCAUACUAGGAGCCUCACCUCUUUUCCCUCCUUACUGACCCUCAGCCCUCGGCAUUACCUGUUCUGAAUUGAUCUUUUCAAGAUGAGUAAACAGGAUUUUCCUCAGGAUAAACUUUUAGGAAAUGAGUGUAGGCAACUGAUAAAUACAUAGAAGUGUCGCCCUUUUAAAAUUGCUGUCAAAGCUAUUCUUACUCCCAGGCAUAGCUGUCUUUAUUUUCAUAUUUGUGUGCUAGUGCAAAGCCCUAUAGGAAACAGAGCAUUUCUAGUCCUGAUUAAUAAGUGAAGUUGGUGUUUUGGCUUAAUGUUUUGGGUGAGCUUGCCUCUUGGGAGUUGCAGCCAGGAAUUGGGAGGAAGAAUGUGUGUGUGUGUGUGUGUGUGUGUGUAUGUAAUUUUUAAUUUAUUAAGUUUUUUAAUGGGAAUUUGCAAGCUUGUAAGAAACCACACAAACUCAGAGGAGGCAAGUCUGCUCUUAUUAGGUGACUUGAGUCCUUGGGCCACCAGUAACACUCUCUUGGGAAGCAAUGGUGGAGGAUGCUGGGAACAGUUUUCCUCCUGGUUGCAAGUCCCAAGUUUUUAGUCUAAUGGAAGUGAGUGGUAUUCCCUUGUGUGAACUACUGAGUCAGAUGUCAGGAACCCUUUCUGUGAGGCUAACUGCAGGGACAGAGGUCUGUCAGGAUGGUAGUGAAGGCAGCAUCCUCCUAAAGUGAGGAUUUGUGAAAGGCUCAACCUUAAAACAAAUGUAUUGCUUGCUGUGCUUGUAUUUUAGAAACUUGACCUUUAGAUUAUCAGGUGGGGUUUAUGUUUUCACAAGUAAAAUAUCCCCCAUGAUUAUAAAAGCUCAGAGCAUCUUCUAAUUUUCUUAAUGACUACAAGCUCCAGCUCAAAGCUGGUUAUUUCCUUGCCUCUUCUUGUAAGUAGACGAGGUAUUUGAAAGCAGCAAUGUCUUAUGAGUCAUUCUUGAGUGUCCUGAAAAAACGUUACUUUGGAAAAAACAAGGAACUUGGGAUUCAAACUGACUUUUCUAUCAUUUUUAAAGGGACACUGUCCUAAUACAACCUCUCUGGCUUGUGUCCCUGGAAGUCACAGUCUUGCCAUUCUGGUAAGACACUGUUGCUGUGGCCUUCAGAGUGAUUCAAUCUGGGGAACACUCAGACUUCUGGUGACUUUUAUUUCAUUUUCUGCUUCUUGCCAUUUUACUAAGCUCAGGCUGUGAAAUCUGACAGCAAAAUAUCACGAGGGACAAACUUGUAUUUGACUUUCUAACACACUGAAAAGCUUCAAAGGGACUUAAGCUUUCAACUACCUUUAAAAAAAAAAAAAAAAAAAGGUUUACUGAAGAGCCA